UAACAAUACUUCCGCGCAUGCGUACACUUGGCACAAGCAGAAUGCAAGAUGGUGGCGAGAUCGAACUUAGCAUGUUUUGCUCUGUUCUUUCUUUCCACCGUUCUUAUAACGCAUUCUAUAUCCGAAGCAAGGCUGUGUAGAGAUCAGUUAUGUAAUGAACCGAUCUCAUUGGCCAAGGCUUUGAAGAAUUUCGAUGCGAAUAAAAAGGGUCUGCUCUCUUUAAAAGAGGGUGAUACUCUUUAUGUAUAUUCAAAAGAGCCAGGGAAAGAUCCCGAGCUCUGGUAUGGGGAGAUUGAUAGCCCUGAUGGUGAAGGUGGAUUCUUCCCAAAAGAGCUGGUAUCAGAGUACAUAGUUUACGAGGCAUCUCCAAAAUAUGUUGUUACAGAUGAUGCGACAACAGUGUCUCAAGAUUCAUCUAGCCCAAGUAAAGAGCCAGCAGAAAAGUUAACAGAUCCACCAGACAAAGCUGGUGAAAGCUCGGAAGAAGAGCGAACUGAAUCCCAAGAGAGCAAUGUAAAAAGCUCAGAUAGUAAAAAAGAUACAAAUAUAGCGUCAUCAAAAGGUGAGGCCCCUGAGGAUAAAUCAGGCACCAUGUCUGGUAUAAUGGACUCCUUGUCCAACCUAUUUAAAGUGCCUGUCGGGGAAGAGGAUGAUGGUGAUGACAAUGGUGCCGAGGAGGAUGUUACAAAUGAAAAGCAGAUCAACCAAGAGAAUGUAGAUAAAUCUAGCAUUAGCGAGGAUAAGAAAGAGGAGGGAGGGGAAAAGGAAAGUGUUACCAACUUGGAGAAGAAUCUGCAAAGCAGUUCUGCAAGUGGGGCUGAUCAAAAUGAUCAAAAUCGAGAGGUAGAAGGUGUUGUUACUGGUUCAAUUAGGGAAAAUAUAGUUAGAAAUAGUCUUAAUACAAAUUCAAUUGAGACAGAAACUCAUAAAAACAGUUUAGAAACAAAAUCUAAUGAUGAAGAAAAUUCAAAUUUCAACGAAAAUUCCCAAGAACACAAUAUUGAUAGCGAUGUUGAAGAAUCCAGCAAAAAUAAAGAGGCAAAUCAAUCUACUUUAGGAAAUCACAUCGAGAAACAAGAAGCUUCUAGGGAUUCUUUAGAAAUUAAGGAACAAGAUGUGCAUGAUAAUUCAAACCGCUCUGAUAAUAACAAAGAUAAAACCCAUAUGAAUGAAGAGUCAGAGCAAGAUGGGAACAAGGCAUCACCAGAUAGCUCAGGUAAGGUUGAAGAUCAAUCAAGUAUUAUACAACCUUCAGAGCAAGCUGUAGAACCUAAAGAACAGGUUUCCCAAGAUACUCCCGUUCAUGAUAAACCUGAUUCAGUUGAUAGAAACACUUUUGCGAAUGCUGACAAACCUUCAAAUCAACCAUCACAAGUACAAGAGGAAGUGCCAACAAGUCGUGACCAGUCAGGUUCACCAGAUAAUGAUCAUCCCACAGAUGUAGACAAACCUGCUGGUGAUCCAGAGGAUGAGAGACCAAAAAAUCAGUCACCUGAAAAGGGUAUGGAAGAGCCUGUAAAAUCUGACCAAGAGGGAUCUUAUCAAGACAAACAGGAUUCACCUGAUGUUAACAGAGAAACAGAAGAGGUGGAGAAAAAAGAUCAAUCAUCUGAAAAAUCAGAUGAAAAUCCUGUCAAACCUGAUCAAUCAGUUCCACCUGAUGAUGGCGCAGGUAAGAGGGAGGAGCCAAAAUAUGGACAGUCUGAGAAGCAAGUUAUAGAUCCUGCUGAACCUGACCAACUAGUUUCAGGAGAAAACUCUGAUCAAGCCAGACUGGGUCAAGGUGAUGGUUACAUGCCUGAGAAUGAAGAGAAAUUAGUAGAUGAAACAGGCUCUUCAACCACUAUUGGAGAGCCUGUGAAGAUAGAUCUACCAAAAUCUAGUGAAAGUCAGAUACCAGAGGUCUUGAAAGAAGCAGAACCUGUUAAACCGGUUGAGGCUGUAUUACAAGAAAACCCUUCAAAGGAUGUACUGGUUUCCCAGGUAAGUGAACCAGAUGAAAGCAAAGAUGAGAAUAGAAAAGAUGAGGAUACCGAAAAUGAAAGUCCUUCAGCCAAUGUUAUUGAAGACAAGACACAUGAUGGUAAAACUCCUGUGGUACCUACUGGUUCUGAUGAUAAACAAGUUGAUUCUUCUCAAAUUGGUAAUGAAGAGCCAAGCAGACAUUCCUCUCCUAAGAGUGAUGACAAACACAAGUUAGAUGACGCUCCUUCUGUUGUAGAAAGCAGCUCUGAUGAUAAACAAAGCGAUUCAUCUGAAAACAGUAACCAGGAACCAACCAAGUCUUUAGAUGCAAAAGACAAACCAAAUGAAUCAGAAACUCCUUCUGUAGUAGAAGCUAGUGCUCAUGGUAAACAAGAAAGCUCAGCUGAAAAUAAUGACUUGAGCAAAGCUCCCUCUUCAGAUAGUGAUGUCAAAGACAAGUUGGAUAUUGUGAUUUCUUCACAAGUAGAAAACCCUAUUAUUGCAGAUAAGAAUAGUGGUUUGUCUGAUGAAAGUAGUCUGGAAUCAAAAAAGCCUUCCUCUUCAGAGAAUGUUGCAGAAACUUUUCCUGCUGGAGAAUCAAGUCUUCCAUCUACAAAUACCACUCAGGAGAAAGGUGCAGAGUCUGUAGGUGAUGAAGAUGUGACCUCGGCAGGGGAGCAGCCUGGCCACACCCAUCAAGAAGAUGGUGUUGGAAAAGUAGCAGACCUAGAGGAUGCUCUAUGGGACAAUGAAGAUGUUGAGAAGUCCUUCACAAGUGGCAGUAAUGAAAAAACUUUGCCAAAGUUUGAGUCAGGAAAGUACAUAAGGACAAGCCCUUCGGGCAAUAUUGAGGAGGAGGAGGAUAAUGUCUUAAUGGAGGAAUUUGGUAAUGAACUUAAAAAAGAUAAAACCAAAUCUUCUCAAACAUUUGUUCCAUUGGUUCGGACUCCUAGUGAAGAUCAAGAAAGAGCAACUAAUGCUGAUAGCCAGCAACAAUGGAAGCAAGUGACAACCUCUAGUGAUGUCAAUAAUGCUCUUGAUGAGCUGGACGAGGUACAGUUUUCAGAGGAAGACGCACGUGGCAUACGUGGCCUUAGUAAGGAUGCCACCUUUAAGAUCAAAAUUGAGGAAAAAAGGAAGCUGUACCAGAUCUCCAAAGCUGCAGUUGAUGGGGACACUGGCAGUAAAAUGGCCGACAGGUUCCUAGAACAACUAGAAAGGGACCCCAGUGCAAAUAGUGAUGGCAGAGGCACUGAUGAGCCAUCAGGUCAUCUUGAUAAGAACUCUAAUAGUGAAGUGAGUGAUGAGACUUUAGAAAAAACACUCAAAGCUAAUGUUCAGGACAACAUAAAAGUUACAAAGGGGUCUUUUUCAGAUUCCUCUGAUAAGAGCUCUGGCAGUGAUAAUACUGAUAAAAUGUCUUCUGACAAAUCAGUAAAACAAGACAGCAGCAUCUAUGCAAAUGCAGAUAUGUCCUCCAAGGUUCCUGACAAGGGAUCAGACAGGAAUGAGACUGCUAAGGUCCAGUCAGAUAAAGCUACUAGUGAAAAUAAUUCUGGUAGCAGUCUGAAUACAUUUCCUUUAGAUUCUAAUGAAGAAGAUGGUGAAGAGGAUUAUGAUGAUGAUGACGAGGAUGAUGAUGAAGAAGAAGUCGAGCCUAUCAUCCUUCCAGAUAAGUUCUCAUCACCCAAGACUUCAUACUCAGAUGCUACCAAGAAAGCAUUGCAGGGCACUACUGCUAAAGAAGAGCAGGACAGUCUGAUUAAGGAAAAAAAGUCCACUGAUUCAUUAACUAGAGGGAAUAAAGAUCUGGACGAGUCUAUGGAAAUUGUGAAUGAAAAAUUAUGGACAACACCUUCAGGGCAACAAGUACCUUCAGAGGAUGGGCAAAAACCUCCAGUUGAUAAGCCUGGAGUUCUACACGGCAAGGAGGUGCCACUACCAUCAAGUUAUCAGAACAAACAAGGGCUAAUAUCUGGACAGUCGUCUGGAUUGCCUGGAAAUUCAAAGCUCUCAGCUACAGGAACUAAUCAACAAAAUUCCAGUCAAGCAACCACAAAAAAGACAGUGGAAAUUGUGGACAAGAAACCAUCUGAUUUUGAUAUUGUGAUUGAUCCAUCAAAGACUAAAGAUUCAAGUCAAAUAUUGUCUACAACCAAAAAUGAUAACUUACAAAGUACAGUAAGAAAACAGCAGGUCAAGGUAUUUAAAGAACCAGAAAGAUCAAACCAGGCUAAGGAUCUAACUGGAUUAGAAAAAAAACAAGAAUUAAAACCAGCUGUAGAUAAAGCAGAACAAAAAGCUACAAGUAAGCUACAAGAAGAAGAAAUAACAAAUGCUAUGGGUAAAAUAGAGAAAGAAGAAGCAAAGAGGAAGGCAGCAGUGGAGGAGUCCCAGAAAGCAAUUGAAGCAGCUCGUAAGAAACAGGAGGAGAUAAGGCAGAAGCAGGCUGCUUGGAGGCAGCAGGAAGAAGAAGAACAACGUGUCAAGGAGAGACUCCAAAUUCUCAGGGAAGAACGUGAACGAAUUGAGGCUCUCAAUAAAGAAGCUGAUCUUCUGAUCCAAAGAAGGAAAGAAGCCGAACGCAAGGCGGAAGAAAAGAGAAAGCAGAUAGAAAGACAGAAACGUAUAGAUGAAGAAGUAGAGCGCAGACUGCAGAAGAUUGCAGAGGAGAAGAAUCGAGAAGAGCAAUUGAAGAAAGAGAAAAUGGAUGAAGAAAAAGCUGUUGAACUUGCUCUUAAGGCUAAGCUUGAAGCAAUGGCUGCCCAAGACAUCCAGAGCUCUGCAGUUAAAUUUAGAAAGCUUGAGACAUCAUCAGGGCAAGAAAGAGGCAGUGUUGAUGUUCAUCCCUCCAAGCAGUCUGUUAAGAUUCGGGAUGCCGCAAGUAACCAGGACAAGGAUGUUAAGAUGAACCAUGUCAAGAAUGGAAAACAAAUCUCUCAGAAUCACCAAGUGAAGAGAAAGAUACCCCACAUGAAAGCUGCUGUGAAAGAAAGACCAUCAGUGAUGCCUAAGAAAGGGUUGAAGGCUAGAAAGAGGCCCAAUGGAGGCAUGGAGUAUCACCUGAAUCAGGAGCUGUGCCUCUCGCUGGAGACUAAACAUCGCAAGAGCUGUGGAGAGGGCCUUACAGAGCAAGAGUGCCAUGACGAAGGAUGUUGUUACAGUGAUGACAAUCCUAAUGCUGUCAAGUGCUUCUUUGCUCCAAGCCCCCCAGAUGAUCAUCACAAACAUGAUCAGCACCGACCUCGGCGACGAAAGACUCACAUGACCACUCCUACUAAGACACCCGUGAGCAGCCCAACCCCAGUUCCCACCAAACCCCAGCAAGAGCCCGAGAAAAGGGACCUACCUCUACCAACUGGUGGACUUCCUCCUACUGUCAGACCAGACGAGAGAAAGCUGACUCAAAACCCUGCACCAUCGGCACCAGAAGGUAAGCCGGGCAGUCCAGGACAACCAUCCAGACAGUCCGCUUCAAGUGAAACAACCAAUGAAAAACUCCUUCCUGGAAAGCAGUCACCAGGUGCCUCUUCAGACACUGAGCUGAAAGGAACUCCUAGUGUGACCAAUACACCACAAUUACAGGGUACGUCUUCUGCAAGUGAGAGCACACAGACACAGCAGUCAUCUCAAACUACACAGUCUACCACACCAACAGCUACAGCCUUGGCUGUUGAUAGUACAACAACUUCUGUUAUGGAGAGUAGGACACAGUCGGUAGUAGUCAUUCCAACUGUUAACAUAGAAAUGGAGCCAGUCUAUGACCCCAGAGUCCCUGUUGACAAGGAGAAAGUGAAUCCACUUCCAGAAGUUAAAGCUCCUGAAGUAGAUCCAACAAAGGUUCCCAUUACAACACCAUCUCCACCCGUCAUCAACCUGCCACCAACAGCAGCUCCAUCACAGACACCUCCAACACAAGAAAAGCCAACAGCAGCCCCAAAGGAAGGCAGCCCCAAAGGGGACUGUGAUGCCAAGAGUGGGUCAUGCCAUUCUGGUGUAGUUAAUGGAAGGUAUUCCCAGGAUGUCAAUUACCCAUCAGAUGCUGGGUCUAACCCUACAGAGCAGGCCAAGAUCAUGCGAGAAGAGGGUGAUGGAAAUGAAACUGGCGAUGAGGGAAAGACAAAGAGCUCUGGAUUUCUGAAGAAGUUCAAGCAGUUCCAUGAAGAUUCUGCUCUAAGGAUCAUCCUCUUCUGGCAGCCUGUCAAGGGAUUCCUGAGAAAAUUCAUUGAGAUCUUUGGCUUUGAACAGGCAUUUGACGCAGUGUGUACUGACCUUGGCAGUGCACCGCCCAUUGUUAUUGCCACUACCCUGCUCAGCGGCAUGUUUGGCGCCCUUUACCUCAUCUGGUCUUGUGUGAUCAGAAGGUCUCGGCCUGAAGCAAGUGGUCCUAGCCCUCGAGAUGUGCUGAAGACAUUUGAAGCACGCAUACGGAUUCUUGAGGAAGAGAGGGAUGGCCUUGCUGCUGAUAUCAAGGACCUGCAGGCUAAGGAGAGCACAGCCCAUGUCCAGCAACACAACUUGGAGGAAGCAAACAUCAUUGCCAAAAAGAGUCUGGAGCAGCUAAUAAAGAAACAUAAAGAGCUGCAGGCGGAACAUGACAGUAGGGCGUCAGCUCUUGACAUCCUAAAGGAGGAGCUAAUGACACAAGCUCGUCAGCUAGAGCAGAAGGAUGAGGAAAUUGACCGCCAUGCAGACACUGAGGCUCGGCUUGGUGAGCUCAUUCAAGCUAAGAAGGAGGAGAUUGCUCAGCUGGGUCAUGAUAUGCUUCAAAAGGAGCAAGCACUCGCUGAGUUAAAUGAUCAAAUCACCUCCCUGAAGACUGAUGUUACCAGUCGAGAUGAGAGCAUUGAAGAGCUUUCUGCACAAGUCAAGCAGUGGAAUGAGAAGCACGAAGCCCUUCAGCGAAACCUGGACGACCAUGACCUACGCCACAGCCAGCUCCAGGAGCAGUAUGAGUUUAAGUGCAAUGAAGUUGAGGUUCUCCAAGACUGUCUUUUGCAGCUGAAGGGAACUACUGGUGUUGAUGAUGAGUCAGAUGAGCCAGCCAGUGAGGAAGCAGAGGAAAAGACCAAAGAGGAGAAAUUGAAAAGCAUGCUGGACUCAUCUAAGCUCAAGACCGAGGCAAAGAUCCUUCGUGAGGAGACAGAGCGACUGAAAGCACAGCUAGAAGAGACCAUGAACCUGAAAGAGGAACUCCAAGACAAACUUCACACUGCUGAACAUGAGCUGUUCGAGGCAAGGACAAGCGAGGAGAAGGCUAAGAUUGAACACCGCGACAAAGACAUCGAGCUCGCGGCACUCCGCAAGUACUUCAAGGACACAGAGAGUGAGCUGCACCGAAAACUCACAGCCGAGGAGUCUGCACGACUGGCGAGCGAAAACCAGCUGCAAAACCAGCUCAGCAAAGCCUCAACUGCUGUGGAUGACCUUGCUAAAUACCGCCAACAGUACGCUGAAUUAAAGAGUGAAAUCGGUAAACUUCAGGAAAGCUUUAGAUCGCAGGUCGCAGAUGUCGAGCUUCGAGCGCAUAACAACUGGAUGAAGCUCCGUGCCGCUGAGCGUGAAGUGGAGGAGUUGAGGCGACAGAACGAUGCUUAUAGGCGCAGGUUAUAUAUCUCUGAGAAGGAAAAGGAGAAGGAGAAGAACAGACCCGGCUCAUCCCUCAGUGGAAACUCCUCCGAGAGCACGGACGGAGCAGAGACACCAGCAAAAGCCGGACCUCCAGACCAUAACAGCCCUGUACCUCUCGUCCCGCCGCCUAUGAUGAAGGGUCCACCCAUACCACCAUUCCUGCCUGGAUACGGACCUAUUCCUCCGCCACGAUUUGGACCACCACCCCCUGGAAUGCUUCCUGGAAUGCCCCCUCCACCACUACCCGGAAGAUACGGACCACCGCUACCACCUCCGCCGCCAAUUAUGCGCAGACGACGAUCCACCUCACGUUCACCCGAACGCGAACAUCUAAACGGACCCGAACGAGACUACCCACCGCCCCCACGAGAUGAGCGUGACAGCCGAGGUCCACCACCUCCUCGGGAUGGACGUGACAUCCGAGGACUGCCACCUUCUCGGGAUGGGCGUGACAUCCGAGGACUACCACUCCCACGGGAUGGACGUGACAGCCGUGGACCCCCACCCCCACGCGAUGGACGCGACAGCCGAGGUACCCCCAUUAGAGAUGAGCGGGAAUCCCGUCCCAUGGAGAGAGAACCCAGAGGACCACUCCCAAGGGAUGGACGUGACAGUCGGGGACCACCCCCACGGGACAUUCGUGGUACCCCUCCCAUCAGGGAAGAUGGGUACGCUAACACCUCCCGCGGCGACCGAGGACCCGCUUCACCCCACAGCUUCCUUAGCAGCCCCCUUAACUUGAGGAAGCAGCCCUCAUCCGCCAGCACUCCCGCAGACGACAAUCUCGGCAGACAUCCACAUGCUCUUCGAAAUGGAGAAAAUUCCUACGAGGAAGGCCCGCCAUCUAUGGGGCGCUACAACACCCCGCCCCCGAUGGGUCAAUAUGGAGCACCUGCAAGACCAGCUAUGGGACCUCCUCCCAUGGGCUCAUCGCGAUACGGUCCCCCUCCACCAAUGGGACCAGCUAGACACUCACCAUCCGGCCCCUCGCCAUUAGGUGCCCCACCAUCCGUACCCCCGCCAAUGGGAGCCCCACCGUCCGGACCCCCGCCAAUGGGAGCCCCACCGUCCGGACCCCCGCCAAUGGGAACCCCACCGUCCGGACACCCGCCAAUGGGUGCUCCACCGAUGGGUCCACCUCCAUCAGGAUCGCAUUCACCCGCUCCACGAGGAAAUAUGUACAGACGCGUGCCUCACGACAGAUGACGCCCCGGAUAAUGUCUGCGACUACUAUUUUAUGCUGAAUUCUACUUAUACUUAUGUACCUCCCCUCUCAUCCUCAUCAUCCUCUCUCGUACUGGGAUGGAGCUAGGAAUCGCCUCGUCUCGUACGUUAGGCUGCCUACUGUUUGGGCCCCCCUCUCGCGAUAUUUACCGUGUUGAGAUUAACACGGGCGCCUUAGAGUACGUGACCACACGGCAUUUUCCUUUUUUUCUCCUAGCUAUAUCCCAGACGUGUUUUAUGAAAUCUAGAAUUAUUGACAAACGUUACAGGAAAAGCAGUAUUUAAAAGAAAAUUUAUGAAGAUUUGAAUAAAUUACAAUUUACAUAA
Messenger RNA from Nematostella vectensis (starlet sea anemone), 9147 nucleotides. RefSeq names its product transport and Golgi organization protein 1 homolog. Bases 49 to 8802 code for a protein of 2917 amino acids. Gene Ontology annotation, molecular function: protein binding. The record is from RefSeq and is a predicted model, not a curated record. Gene Ontology annotation, cellular component: endoplasmic reticulum membrane; endoplasmic reticulum exit site. Gene Ontology annotation, biological process: endoplasmic reticulum to Golgi vesicle-mediated transport; vesicle cargo loading; protein secretion. NCBI's taxonomy places the organism in Eukaryota, Metazoa, Cnidaria, Anthozoa, Actiniaria, Edwardsiidae. The transcript has 30 exons.